Molecule: messenger RNA, 3258 nt
Organism: Pistacia vera
Lineage: Eukaryota; Viridiplantae; Streptophyta; Magnoliopsida; Sapindales; Anacardiaceae
Product: putative receptor-like protein kinase At3g47110
Exons: 3
Coding region: 16-3102 (1028 amino acids)
Biological process (GO): hormone-mediated signaling pathway; protein phosphorylation
Cellular component (GO): plasma membrane
Molecular function (GO): protein kinase activity; ATP binding; protein binding
Source: RefSeq, a predicted model, not a curated record
AAAAAAAAAAAAAACAUGAACCAGAACUAUUUCGAUUCCAAAUUCUUUCUGUUACAUUUCCUUCUUCUGCUCAAUCUUUUAGGAAUAAUCACCUCAGCCUCAUCCGGUUUUGAAUCUGAUGAACUCGCUUUACAUGAUUUCAAGAAACACAUAACUCAAGAUCCCCUUCAAAUAAUGAGAUCCUGGAAUGAUUCUGUGCAUUUCUGCAAUUGGACUGGUCUUACAUGCAGUCCAACUAAUGGAAGAGUCACGAUCUUGAAUUUGGACUCGCAAAACUUGGUUGGCUCCAUCCCACCUUCCAUAGGAAACCUCACAUUUCUCACUGCUAUCAACCUGGGAAACAAUAGCUUCCAUGGUAAAAUUCCUCCAGAAAUAGGCCGUUUACAGCGCCUGCAGAAUCUCACCUUGGAUGGCAAUCAAUUUGGCGGGCGCAUUCCAACGAAUAUAUCUGGUUGUACAAAUCUAAGAAAGUUUAAAGCAAGUUACAACGAAUUUAAUGGGCAGAUUCCAGACGAAAUUAGUUCAUUGUUGAAACUGGAAAUACUGAGUCUUGGACGCAACAAUCUUACGGGAAGAAUUCCAGCUUCGAUAGGGAAUCUUUCAUCUCUUUCCUUUCUGUCACUGGGGCGGAAUAAUUUACAGGGGAGCAUACCUGAGGAACUAGGCCUACUAUCAGACUUGACCUUUUUCCAUGUUGGGGCAAAUUAUUUGUCAGGUUUCGUUCCUUCUUCAAUUUAUAAUCUCUCUUCUAUAUACUUUUUCUCUGUUGCUUCAAACCAGCUGCAAGGGGAGCUGCCCUCAUAUGUUGGCCUCACUCUCCGAAAUCUUGAGGUAUUUCUUGGUGGGGUUAACAAUUUUACAGGAAAUAUUCCUGCAUCAUUGCCAAAUGCUUCUAACCUUCAGCAGAUCGAAUUGGGUGUAAAUGGUUUCACUGGCUCCAUUCCUGGAAGCUUUGGAAGAUUGAAAAGUCUAGUUAAACUUAGCUUUGAAUUUAAUAGACUUGGAAAUGGAGAAAUUGGUGAUCUGAAUUUUGUGACCUUCUUGGCUAAUUGUACUAAUCUUACAUUGUUGGGUCUUGUUGAAAAUCGUUUUGGGGGAGAAUUGCCUAAAUCCAUAGGCAACCUUUCAACUCAGUUGCAGUUUCUGACUUUAGGAUCUAAUCUGAUUCAUGGAGAAAUUCCAGUUGGAAUUGGAAACCUUGUUAACUUACAACUUCUAGGAUUGGAAAAUAACCAUUUAAGUGGUACUGUUCCUGAUGUUAUUGGGAGGCUCAAUAAUCUAGAAACAUUGUAUUUGAAUCAAAACAAUUUUUCUGGAUCGAUCCCAUCCUCCCUUGGUAAUUUAACCAAAUUAAUUGCGCUUUCUUUGGCGGAGAAUAAGUUUCAGGGAAGCAUACCUCCCACUCUUGGAAACUGCCAAAAAUUGCAGUUACUUAUUUUAUCUAGUAAUCGUUUAAAUGGGACGGUACCCAAACACCUUAUGAGUCUUUCUUCCCUUACCAUUUACUUCGGCUUCUCUUAUAAUUUUUUGACUGGUCCACUACCACUUGAAGUUGAUAAUUUGAAAAGUCUUGCAGAAUUGGAUAUAUCCAAUAACAAUCUAUCUGGUGAAAUUCCUAGAAGUCUUGGAAGUUGUACUAGUUUGGAGCGCUUGUACUUGGGAAGUAAUAUGUUUGAAGGGACUAUUCCUUCUUUGGAAAAUUUGAAAGGUUUAGAGGAAAUAGAUCUUUCUCACAACAACUUGUCCGGUCAAAUUCCUACAUUUCUUGGCAAACUUGUAUUUCUCAAGUAUCUCAAUCUUUCAUACAAUAAACUUCACGGUGAAGUGCCAAUAUUUGCAAAUCAAAGUGCCAACAUUUCACUUGUUGGAAAUGAUGACCUUUGUGGUGGUGCCGCAGAACUACUUUUACCUGUAUGCUCUAAAGAAGAUUCUAAAAGGCAUAUUAGUAAGAAAGUAGUAAUCUCAAUAAUUAGUGGUAUCAUAAUUGCAACACUUUUGACGAGUUCUUUUGUUUUAUAUUACAAAAGAAAAUCUUCACAGAAAAAUUGCACAACAUCUUUGAAUGAAAAUCAGUUGCGCUUGUCUUUCUUUGACAUAUUAAAAUCAACUGAUAACUUUUCUGAUGAAAAUUUGAUUGGUGUGGGUAGUUUUGGUUCUGUCUAUAAAGGAAUUCUUUCUGGUGACGGAAAAGUUGUUGCAAUUAAGGUGUUAAAAUUUCAACAACAAGGGGCCUUGAAGAGUUUCAUUGACGAAUGCAAUGCUUUAAAGAGUAUACGACAUCGUAACAUCUUGAAAGUCAUUACUGUUUGCUCAAGUGUUGAUUAUGAAGGAAAUGACUUUAAAUGUUUGAUUUUUGAGUUCAUGCCUAAGGGAAGUUUGGACAAGUGGCUAUAUCCGAAUCUGGAUGAGCAACUUGUUGGAAUCAAGAAAUUGACCCUUAUGCAAAGAUUGAAUAUAGCAAUUGAUGUUGCUUCUGCUUUUGAUUAUCUCCAUCACCAUUGUGAGAUACCAAUUGUGCAUUGUGACCUAAAGCCAAGCAAUGUGCUACUUGAUGAAGAUAUGGCAGCCCAUGUUGGUGACUUUGGAUUGGCGAGGUUCCUUUAUGAAUCUUCAGAUAAUGUCUUGCAAAGUCAAAUAAUGUCAGGCGGUCUAAGAGGUUCUAUUGGCUACAUCCCUCCAGAGCAUAUGGAUGGCUAUGUUUCCAGGCUCGGAGACAUAUACAAUUACGGUAUACUAUUGUUGGAGAUGUUUAUAGGUAAAAGACCAAUAGAUGACAUGUUUAAAGAUGACUUGAACAUUCAUAAGUUUGUUUCUAUGGCUUUUCCAAAUCAUUUCAUGGAUAUUGUUGACCCAUCACUACUCUUUGAAGAAGAAAAUGAAGAUGAUGAAAUAGAAGAGGCAAUGAUCAGAAACUUUGAAUCUCAGACGAGUAAUAAAAAGAAAAUGGAAGAAUUCUUGGUUCCCGUGAUGAGAAUUGGACUGAUGUGCUCCACAACAUCUCCAAGAGAGCGGAUGGCAAUGAACGAUGUGGUUAACAAUAUAAAAUCUAUUAGAGACUCAUUUAUCAAGUUUAAGGAUAGAAAUAAGCAAACGAGGAGGUAAACUGAUAUCAACCACUCUUAAUUCCGAACUCCAUGUACGUUUAAAUAUCUUAUGACAUGUUGGCACUAAUAGUAUCUAUUGUGAUUAAAUAGUUGGUUUAUUUAUUUAUUUAUUUUUUUGUUCUCCGUGUUUAGCUCUUAGUGUUAACAUUGAGUU